AAGGAAACGCACGCCCCCCGGCCCGGCCCCUCCCUCUUUCCAUCUCCAAGCCGCCGCCUCCUGCCCUCCCCUCCUCCUCCUCCUAAAAUCUCCGUCUCCUCCGCGACUUCUCCAACCCCCAUCCGAUUCUCCGCGACCGCUUCCUUGACCCCCGCCACCCGGCUCCGUCGAGAUUCCGGAACCAGCCGCCGCGAUCUCGCAUUAACAAGGGACAGUGAAGGAACCUGCAUUGUGUGGAUUGAUUUGGCACCGGGAGUCUGCUGGUGCGUAGUGUUCGGCUGAUCAUCAUGGGGGAAUCGCAGAGUAGCCAGGAUGCUUCCAGGUUCAGAGCUUUGGGCAACGGUGUCUCCGGUGCUGGGCAGGGGAGUGCUGGUGACAGGGAGCUCCACAAUGGGAGCAUUGCUUCUCAGGCUGCCAGGGCUUAUCCGAAUGGUGGGAGAUCAUUGGUUUCUGAGUUUGGGUUGUAUGAUAUGGGCGUUGGAAACAAUCAGCAUUUUGGUUUCUCUCACAGUGGUAAUCUGUAUGAUGAGCAGUCCUUGGCAUUUGCUUUUGAGGGCAUGAGUUUCAGUUCCCGCACAACUGAUGCGCCUUCCAGUCAUCGCAAUGUGCCGCUGACAAAUGGAUACUAUCCAACUGGACGUGUGGAUGGUACACUGAACCAGUACCAUGCACCUGCAACACUCCAAGAUGAUUCACUGCAUCUACAGUUCAGUGUGCAACAUGCCAUGCAGCACACUGAUGUUGAACACCAAGAACAAUCUCACAGAUUUCCACUGCAGCUGGGGAAAUUUUCAAGAAGCUCUGGGCACAGCUUUGAUAGCAAUCUGGGUGUUCCUUGCUACCCAUCAACUGCAUCAGCUUCACCCUUCCACCAAAUGUGGCAAUCUCAAAUGUACACACCCCAUGAUCAGACUCUUGGCUCAAACUUCAUGUGGCAGAAAAAUAUGGGUGCACAACCAUACUCUAUUAUGCAACAGAGUUAUGUCUGUCCACAAUUGCAACAAGUUUCUGGGUUUGGUGCUUCUCGACAUAGGAGCAAUGAGCAGUCUGCAGUUUCCCCCCCUGCGAAGGGCCCAUCCUCAUCUUACAUUGGAACACCAAAUGUUCAUUGGCUGGAAAAUGGGUAUUCUUACCUAAAUGGUGCAGCUUUUCAGAAAAGAAGAAAUAGCGGCGGUCUGAAUAAUACAUUUGCAGACAGCUUCCCAAGUACAUCUUACACUGGCAGUUCAUGUGGCAGUGGGGAUUUUCGCCAUUUUCAACGGGCUGAAAAGGUUUUGAAUCCAUAUGGACCGCAUCACCAGCAAGCUGAUAACCUCACUCAUCCAUAUGGCGUAGGUUUCUCACACCAUCAAAUAUCUGAUAAACUCAACACAGCAAGUUACCCGGAAAGGAUCCUAAUGAGGCCCGACGUUGGAAAUUCAGUAAACGAUUUUGAUUUCUCUCCCUAUGCUCACUUGCUGAACUCACCAUUCUUGUCCUCCAAAUCUGAGACAUAUAAAUCUAUUGAUGAAGCGAUGGGAAGAGUAUGCAUCUUGUCAAAGGAUCAAGACGCCUGUCGCUUUCUGCAAAAAGUAUUAACAGAAGGCACCCAAGAGGACAUUGAUAAAAUAUUUUCUGAAAUAAUUGAAAAUGUUGGUGAACUUAUGGUGGAUCCAACUGCUCACUAUUUGGUGCAGAAGAUUCUUGAAGUGUGCACCAAUGACCAAAGGACAUAUUUGAUUCGUGAAAUCACUAAAGCACCCAUAUCGCUUCAUAAAGCUUCUUGCAAUAUGCAUGGGACUCGUGUAGUGCAGAAGGUUAUAGAAACUAUGAAUACCUCUGACCAAGUGUCAAUGGUGGUGUCCACCUUAAAUACUGGAAUCAUGCGUUUAAUGACAGAUUCUUAUGGGAAUCAUGUUGCACUCCAUUGCCUGGAGAAAUUGUUACCUGAACACAAGGCAUUCCUUCUUGAGACUGCCACAUCACGCUAUCUUCAACUAGCAAGAGAUCGUCAUGGCUGUUGUGUCCUCCAGAAAUGUAUUGAGAAUUCAAGUGAUGAACAGAGAAACAACUUGUUGUGCAAGAUUACAUCCAGUGCCCUUGUACUUUCAGAAGACCAGUAUGGGAACUAUGUUAUUCAGUUUAUUCUGACCCUCAACAUUGAAUGGGCAACAACCAGAAUAGUGGAUGAGCUGGCAGGUCACUUUGGAAAUCUAUCCAUGCAGAAGUGUGGUUCCCAUGUUGUGGAGCACUGCCUGAAGCUACCACGGCCGAUCUGUGAUAGGAUCAUCAACGAACUCAUGCAUGAUCCUAAAUUGCUGCAUAUCAUUCUUGAUCAGUAUGGGAACUUUGUGAUUCAGACAGCACUUAAACAGUGCCAGGGUGAACAGCAUGCUGCUUUUGUUGAAACUAUCAGACCGCACACUGCUGUACUGCAAAGUAACAUGUAUGGGAAGAGGGUUCUCUCAAGGACAUGCUUGAAGAACAAGAAUUGUCGAUAUGGCUUCUAUUAACCUAACAUUUUUGGCGAACAUGUCUUCAGUGACAGCAGGCGGAAGCAUUGUACAAUUCUGUGAUAACUUGCAGAUCUUACAGAUAGUGUGUAUCUUCGCUAAAGGAAAAAGGAUCUUUUCUUUGCAGGGAAAUUUUGGUUAGGGGAAGCAUUUGUCUUGGCCACUUUAGUGUAAUUUCGUAUGUAGAAUCAUUAUAGUUGUGAUGAUGGUGAUUUACAUUGCCGGCAUCGUUGUCAGUCAUGUAGUUUAUUGUACCUGUCAAACUGUAAUAGCAGUAACAUCGUGUAAUGUGAUAGUUGUAUGGUAAAACCUGAAGUGGCACAAUAUAGCCUGGUCUUUUGUCUUCUAGAAAUUGAAUUGAAACAGUUGUUUAACACUUAUUUGGGGCCACCAGCCAAAGGUGGACCAACGUGUAAGGUUUU
Messenger RNA from Sorghum bicolor (sorghum), 2914 nucleotides. RefSeq names its product putative pumilio homolog 8, chloroplastic. Bases 288 to 2492 code for a protein of 734 amino acids. Gene Ontology annotation, molecular function: mRNA binding. Gene Ontology annotation, cellular component: cytoplasm. NCBI's taxonomy places the organism in Eukaryota, Viridiplantae, Streptophyta, Magnoliopsida, Poales, Poaceae. The transcript is spliced from 6 exons. The record is from RefSeq and is a predicted model, not a curated record. Gene Ontology annotation, biological process: post-transcriptional regulation of gene expression.